AUGGAGCAUGUAUUUAAGGUUGCAUCAUAUACACCUAACCCAACAACGGAUCCGGAUGAUGUAAUUCUUGCAGUAAUAUUUGGAGAGUAUUCAGAAUUAGCUUAUAUUAGACCGACUAGAGACAUUACGUGGACUCGUGUUACUGGGUUGGGCAUUACAACAUUUGAUGACUUUGUGUAUUACAAGGGUCAAUUUUAUGCCUUGUCUUACGAGGGAGAGCUUGUGUCUUUCGAUGUUACAAACCCAUCUAAGUCAAAUAUGAGGUUAGUUUUGGCAGAGGAUUCUGAUAAAUAUUAUUUUGUUAAAAGAGGAUUUUGUUACAAAAAAUAUCGGGUGAAAUCGUAUGAAGGAGAGCUUCUGCUGGUUCGAAGGUAUUUAGAUCGACGUUUUGGUGAUAUCGAUCCCGUCACGAAAACUUUUAAAGUUUUCAAAUUGAGUUUUGUUGGACCGAGGUGGAUUGAGAUGAAAGGUUUUGGUGAUAUGGCUUUGUUUGUAGGCGACAACGCCUCCACAUCCGUCUCUGCUUCAAACUUUUCUGGGUGUUUGAAGAUCAAUUGCAUCUACUUUACUCAUGACAAGAAUACUAUUCCAAUUGGUGACUUUGGUCCUUGCGAUUUGGGUGUCUACAAUCUUGAAACUAGACGUGUCGCACUACGUUUUACCAUUGACGAUGCAGCCUUCCCUAAAAUGCGUGGACAAGCACCGAUUUGGGUUUUGCCUACCUAUAUUAGCGAUUGA
Morus notabilis is the source of this 738-nucleotide messenger RNA. RefSeq names its product F-box protein At4g35733. The coding region runs from base 1 to 738 and encodes 245 amino acids. The transcript has 2 exons. NCBI's taxonomy places the organism in Eukaryota, Viridiplantae, Streptophyta, Magnoliopsida, Rosales, Moraceae. The record is from RefSeq and is a predicted model, not a curated record.